AUGUUCCUGAAGACACCUAAUUGGGAAACGGUAAAUGAGACUCCCAAAUCGAGAGUCUUGACGAUAAACGAGUUGAUCUCUCCCAGCUUGGAUACUGAAUCUAGGAAACUUCUGGCGACCCCGGUGAGGAGGUAUUGUAAGACUUCAGUAGGUGAAGCGCAAGAGUCUCCUACGUCUGAGCCCUCGCCCGGUGGCAACGAAGAUCCCGCCUAUCAAUAUAACGCACAAUUUCACUUUCCAGGACCAAUAACUCCUACGACACCCAAGUCUAAGGAUAGGGAAAUGUUUCCGUCCCCAGUACUUCCACUGAUUUCUCCCACGACAGUUACUGAGGAAGAGAAUAAUGGUUCUGUACAUGAGUUUUCACGAACGCUAAAAUCAAGACUCAACUGCGCAAUGGUUAAGCUGUCAAGAGAACAUGAGGGUGAUUUUACGACAAGGAAGUUGGAGUGUUCUGGAAAUGAGCAAGUAGCUUUAAUUCCUCCCCCUCCGACGGAAAAGAUACGAAAGGGCUCAUAUAGUAAUAAAUUUGCCUCUAAGCAUAGGCGCUGUCACUCGUUAGAUGAAUCUAAAAAGUUUUUGAGUUCUCUGGAAGAUUCAUCCGCUCAUGCGGCAUUCUUGAAGGCAAUUUCUUCCAAACAUGCUAAAAAUAAUAAGGUAGAAAACGUUAAUGUUUCACCAUUACGUUGGUCUUCUCAUAGAAGAACACAAAGUACACAAGAGAAUUCUUUGCAAGAGGCACUUGCUAUUGAUACGUUAUUGAAGAUGUCGUCAUCGGAGUAA
Saccharomyces paradoxus is the source of this 783-nucleotide messenger RNA. It is a transcript of the gene SRL3, whose product is annotated as DNA-binding protein SRL3. The transcript has a single exon. Bases 1 to 783 code for a protein of 260 amino acids. Gene Ontology annotation, cellular component: cytoplasm; SBF transcription complex. NCBI's taxonomy places the organism in Eukaryota, Fungi, Ascomycota, Saccharomycetes, Saccharomycetales, Saccharomycetaceae. The record is from RefSeq and is a predicted model, not a curated record. Gene Ontology annotation, molecular function: transcription coregulator activity.